AUGUGGUUGUUGGCCGUCUCGGCCGCGCACGUCGGUUCGGCAGGUGUCAAUAUCGGACGGGGUGCUGCAAUGCAAACAAAUGCUUGCCUUGUUCCACGGUCGUGCUUGUCCGUGCAAGAUGCUGCUUCAUGGACGAUGUGCGGCCGUGGCCUGCGUUGCUCAGCGGUAUGGCGGGAGCGAGUGGAGGCCAAUGGUGUCGCGGGGAGUCAGGCAGAAGCAAUGGCAAUGGCAAUGGCAGAAGCAAUGGCAAUGGCAAUGGCAAUGCUGGACGCUGCUGCAGCCCGCCAAAUUCCGCCGGUCAAUCCUGGGCGACGACGUGAGCGCGCUGGCCGACGCAAGGAGCGAGCACAGCAGAAGGCACGGCGGAGAACGGGCGAGGGCCAAGAAUGCGGGGAGUCAUAUGGAUGGCUGAACAGGACCUCUACCCACUGGCGACCGAGACUGCUAUACCUUAGUCGCGCUCUUGCAAAGGCACGUGCUGCUAUAAUAAGAUAUUCCUACCAAAUCUCCGUGCUUUGGUCCUGCCUCCAACUACAAAGCCCAUGCUGUGACACCCCAAUCACUAAACCUGAUUCCAGCCUUCAUGUAUUCGAUCACCAAGUACUUUCUCGAUGGCGAGUUCCUAUCUCUGCUACGCUGACACACGUUAUGAUGUGCUUCUACAGAGCGACUGAGGCCGCAGACGCUUGGGUCGUGCCCGCAAUUGAGACGAAACUAUCGCCAGCGACUCCUCUCACAGCAGGCCCUACCGUUAGCAUGUCCCCUUUUGGCCACUUUGAUCCGAAAGAAGCAUCAAAGGUCCUGUUUCUCUACAACGACUGA
Pseudocercospora fijiensis CIRAD86 is the source of this 822-nucleotide messenger RNA. RefSeq lists its product as uncharacterized. The record is from RefSeq and is a predicted model, not a curated record. The transcript is spliced from 6 exons. Lineage: Eukaryota; Fungi; Ascomycota; Dothideomycetes; Mycosphaerellales; Mycosphaerellaceae. Bases 1 to 822 code for a protein of 273 amino acids.